UCACUGUAAUGUUGCCGUGACGUAGUUCGCAACCGCUCUGUUUGCAUUUUUGGUUAAUUUUUCUGUUAUCACUUUCAGAUUGUUAAAAAGUUCACUUUUCAACCAAUAAUGAUGCCUGUUUCCGCAUCCAGUGCGGCAACAGUGACAAACACAGACAAUGCAAUUGAUCACCAGGUUGAUUACAAACGAAAAUACAAGAAUUUGAAAAGCAAGUUAAAGUUCUUGGUUUAUGAACAAGAAUGUUUCCUUGAAGAAUUGCGAAGGGCCCAGAGAAAACUUCUGAAAGUUUCCAGGGACAAAAAUUUCCUGUUGGAUCGUCUAUUAUCAUACGAAAAUAUCAACGACUCAUCGGGCGACUCCGACGCGACGGCAUCGAGUGAGAGCGACAUAGAAAUAAACAGAGAAAGCAUUGUGACGAAAAAGAAAAAGACCAUUAGCAGCAGCAGCAGUAGUGUUGGCUCCAGUGCAGCACCUGUGGUCACAUCUCCACCAUCAUCAUCGAAUUUGUUAGGGACAGACACAUCAACACUGUUUGUGAACCCUUCCUUUACAAACUUGCUGUCACAAAACCCUGUUCUGCCAUCUCCCUUAGUCACACCAGAAAAUAAAAAGAAAACCAAAACUGCAAUUAAAAAAUCAACCACAAAAUCAAGUACACCCAAAGCCCCUGAACCACAACCUGAAAGAAUUGCUGGCCAGAUGACCCGGGAGGAACUAGAAAGACAUUUGGAGUCUCGACAGCAUUCUUUCGGAAUUGAGAAAGCACCUGCCAAGUUACCAAUGGAAAUAUUUAGCAAUGAAAACUCUGAUCCUGACAGUGAAACCGCCCAGGAUGCCUCAGGAUUGUUGGGUGAUGUCGACGAUGAUGCUGAACUUGUGAUAGAUGCCCCUCAAUGACUUCAACUUUUAUACAGUUUUUUAAAAUAUAUCUUUUACAAUAAAAAUUACUUUUUUUCUAAA
Molecule: messenger RNA, 960 nt
Organism: Octopus bimaculoides (California two-spot octopus)
Lineage: Eukaryota; Metazoa; Mollusca; Cephalopoda; Octopoda; Octopodidae
Biological process (GO): chromatin remodeling
Cellular component (GO): nucleus; Ino80 complex
Source: RefSeq, a predicted model, not a curated record